Molecule: messenger RNA, 2878 nt
Organism: Salarias fasciatus (jewelled blenny)
Lineage: Eukaryota; Metazoa; Chordata; Actinopteri; Blenniiformes; Blenniidae
Product: N-acyl-aromatic-L-amino acid amidohydrolase (carboxylate-forming) B-like
Exons: 8
Coding region: 304-1233 (309 amino acids)
Cellular component (GO): cytosol
Molecular function (GO): aminoacylase activity; hydrolase activity, acting on ester bonds
Source: RefSeq, a predicted model, not a curated record
GCUGCACCGCAGGCCACAGGGCUCUCAGAGUGGCUCCUGCUGGUUUGGCGGAACAUAACAGAGAGGGAGUUCCUGUUACAUCACAAAAUGUGUAACUCCCUGAAAUUUGAGCUGAGUAAGAGAAGGAGGAGGGCAGCAAGAAAGAGUAAACAAAAAUGAGGAAGAGAGCAGUCAACAGGAGAAAAAAGAAGAAAACUUCUGCAUCUAUUGACAAAUGCUGCAUUGCUUUUCUGACACCACUUCCCCUUUAAGUUCAAAGGUUGCUGAAGUUCAGUGAAUACUAAACGGGGAAUUGACUGAAAGAUGGAGCACCUCUCUAUGCCUCCUCUGUCCAGGGUCGCCAUUUGUGGCGGCACGCAUGGAAAUGAGCUUACGGGGGUGUACAUAGUGAAAGAAAUGCAGAGACAGAAGCAGGACAAGGUGGGAUCUCUUUCUGUGACCCCUGUCCUGUCGAAUCCACGAGCCGUAGAUGUCUGCAAGAGAUACACGGACACUGAUCUCAACCGCUGUUUUACAAGCGCUCUGCUGAGCUCCCCCAUAACAGACUCCACGCCGUAUGAGCUGAGGCGAGCUCAGGAGCUGAACGCUCAGAUCGGGCCCAAAGGAAGCGAGAGCGCUGUGGAUCUGCUGGUAGAUCUUCACAACACCACCUCCAACAUGGGCCUGACCAUCAUCAUGUACUCAAUCAGCGCCUUACCUUCACACAUUUUCAAAUACAUCCAGACAAAGAUGGCUCCAGUGCCUGUGGCAGCAAUUCAGCUGGACUUAUCACUGUCAGAUUGUUACUCCUUAGACUCAGUGGGCAAAAAUGGAUUCUCGAUCGAGGUUGGUCCUCAACCCAACGGCGUUCUCCGAGCAGAUAUCUUCAACAUGGUGAAAAAGGCCGUGGAUCUCACUCUGGAGUGGAUUGAGAAAUUUAACUCUGGAUGUACAUUUGAAGGAGGUGACAUUGAAGUGUACAGCUUCGUGAAAAGCAUCGACUACCCAAGGGACCCGGUGAGCGGAGAAAUGACUGCAGCCAUCCACCCCAAACUGCAGGAUAAUGACUUCAAGCUCCUUCAGCCGGGAGACCCAUUAUUCCUGUCAUUUUCCGGAGAGACGGUGAAGCACGAGGGAGACGCCCUCUACCCUUUCUUUGUGAAUGAAUGCGCCUACUAUGAGAAGAAGAUUGCUUUCCAUUUAGCUCGGAAAAUUACCAAGACCAUCCCAACUCUGAGUGUGAAGAGUAACUGAGCGUCCGGAGGGAACAGGACCAGAGCGUACUGUAAAGCCUUUAAAUUAUGAUCACAGAAGAUUAAACUUGAAUACAGCACACAAGUUCCAAUCACUGCAAAUAAGUAAACGCACACGGUGUGUGUGUGUGUGUGUGUGUGUGUGUGUGUGUGUGAAUGAUUUACUGAGAAAAAUGUUUCCUAUGAUGUAGUACAACAGUUUUAAGGACUAAUUUCUACUGGGAGCACUGAAGAGUUUAUUUUUUCCUUGACUGAAUCACACUGCAGGCCAUCUCAGUUACAAAAAAAAAACAUAUUUUUUGCUAUUUUAUAGAAUUUGUAUUCCUGAUCACUAAUCUUUUGCUCUAUUACGUAAGGCAAGUCAAAACAAAACAUUGAAGCUUGAUUGCAAUGUAAAAUUGCAAAAUAAUUAAAUGUAUAAAUACAAUCCCGCUGUCAGUUAUUUCUUGAAGAGUGUUUUUGAUAAUAUCAGGAAAACUAAAGUGUGCUUAUGUUAAAGUAAGUGUACACGUGCAGUAUAAACCUCGUGAAUCUCUUGGUUAGAUUGAACACACACUCCUGUAAUCAUUAGACACACUACCGACCAGCAGUUUUCUGCAUCAGUGGUUUCCAACAUUGUCUCUGGGACUCCUUCUCAGGGAGCCAGACCUGGAAAACUAAGAACUGCUUUAUAUAUACUUUAAAAAAGAAUCUCUUUCUUUAGUUUGGUAAUAGUGAGCCUUUAUCUGGCUUCAGGGAAAAAGGUUGGUAAUCAGUGAUCUAGAGAUGCUCAGUAAAAUUGUCCACAUGGAGGGAAGGUCAGUAGCAGUUUCAUAGCAAGCUGAAGGAAGAAUGAGAGAAAAGUUGCAACACAGUGGCUCAGAGAGUAAAAGUCCUUCAUUCAGAUAGAAGUCAGUGAGGCCUUAUGUUGGAAUCCAAACUGCUUCAAUUCCAGAGUGAAUUAAACACAAAACAUCUUGUUUCUGCCUUCACCGUCAGCAGCGUUAAGAAACAUCAGGAGUUUACUGAAAUAAAGUUAUCAGUUUAUACAGUGAAUACCAAAAUAGACAGUACAGAAACAUGAUGUAAAAUUAGAAAAGAUGAUUUUUCAUCAGGAUUUUAUUUGAACUAAUAAUUAUUUUUUGGGCUUCAAUCAGUUACACUGGUCUCUAAACUGAUUCAGCUGCACUAACAGCAACUAGACUUUUAUUCAAGUAAAACCAGUAAAAUAAGAACACUCAGUAGCUCACUGGUCAGGUUUGGGGGUGUGUGGUCAUUUUCACUUCAUUUCUAUAAAGUCCAAAAAGAUUCCACCAGGAUUUUUUUUUAUAGCACUUAAUUCUUCUGAUUUCUCAAUUCAUUGAGAAGUAAUUUUCUUAGGACUUUGACUGAGUCAAAAUGUCUCAUAUCUGUUUCUAUGUUUUAUUGUCAUAGCCUAUUCAGUUUGUCUGACCUGCAGUUUCAGAGAUUCUACAAAAUUUGAAAAAACAAAACAGGAAAUUACGUUUGUUCCAGUAUCAGGCCACACUUCUGAGGUCAAAACGUGCGGCUUCAGAUAUGUUUGAUGACCUGUGGUUUCUGUUGUUUUCUCCCAGUAACAUAUUUUAAAUGAGUAACUAAAAGCAGUGUGUUGUAAUGCUUACAGUGUAACCCUGUGUUAUGAUAAA